AUAAUUAAUUCUUGAAUAGUAAAUAUCACCAGGAGAAGAUGAACGCAGACGAAACCAGUGUAGAACUUCAGCGAUUAAAUGGAGAGGAUAUAAAUGCAGCCGAAUUAGGAGCAGAUGUCAAUUAUGAUAUCGAAAUGGACAUUUCUGCUAAUGUGAGUGCCAGAUACAAUGGGGACUAUGUUUCCGGUUCUCAUGACUCUAGCUCAACGGGGCCAGUAGUUGUUAGGGAGACGUGGUCAGGGCAGUUUGAGUUUCUCCUCUCUGUGGUGGGUUACACAGUGGGGCUGGGAAACAUUUGGAGGUUCCCGUACUUUGUUAAGCGUAAUGGCGGAGGUGUGGCUCUGAUUCCUUUUCUGCUGUUUUUGGUAUCGUGUGGAGGACCUCUAUACUACAUUGAGGUCUGCCUUGGCCAGUUCUCUGGGAAGUCCCCCGUUAAUGUCUGGGAUAUAUGUCCGUUAUUCAGAGGAAUAGGGUUUGUGAUGGUUGGACUAUCCCUUUUAGUGAACUGGUACUUCGGGGCGUGUUUUGCCUGGAUCAUCUACUACCUCAUUCACUCCUUUCACUCAAGCCUUACUUGGGCCUCUUGUGGUCAGCCUUGGAACACGGAGUUGUGUAUAGAUGCAUCAACAAAUUUGACGGAAAUGAAGUUACAAAUGGCACCAAAUAAAUCUGAUCAAUUGAUUUUUUCUACUUCGGCCACAGAAUUUUGGGUGUGUCGCAGAAACAAUGUUUUGGCCAAGUCACGUGGUAUAGACGACUUGGGAUCUGUACAGAUGCACUUGCUUGGUUGCCUGGCACUCGGAUGGCUUCUGGUGUUCCUCUGCCUCUGGAAAGGUAUCAAGUCACUUGGAAAAGUUGUGUACGUGACGGCGACAUUGCCCUACGUAUUGUUGACUGUGCUCCUGAUUCGCGGCGUCACUCUGGACGGUGCGGUUGACGGAAUCAAGCACUACCUUUAUCCAGACUUUAGCAAACUAUUGAAAGCACAAUUAUGGAUCGAGGCUGCGGUGCAGUGCUUCUAUUCGCUGGGACCGGCAUGGGGAGGUGUCAUCACUAUGGCUAGUUUCAACAAGUUCAGCCAUAACGCAUUAAGGGAUACGGUGAUCGUGUGUUUUGCGGACGGGUUUACUGGCUUUUUUGGUGGACUGGUUGUUUUUUCAGUUCUUGGAUUCCUUGCCAAGGAAACCGGCGUCUCUAUUGACGACCUUCCAUUUUCAGGUGCCUCCCUGGCGUUUAUUGCCUACCCAGAAGCACUGAGCAGACUUCCAUUACCAAACCUCUGGGCUGUGCUGUUCUUCAUCACUCUUAUUUUAGUUGGCGUCGACUCAUUUUUUGUGACGUUUGAAACAGUGAUUAAUGCGAUCGUUGACUAUGAUUUUCGGCGGCUCCACUGAUAUCGCAUCCACAUAACCGCUUUGCUAACCGUUCUGAACAUUGCCGGCAGCAUCCCACUGUGCACAUCAGGAGGAUACUACAUCUUUAUGUUGACCGACUGGUAUAUCGCAAACUUCAACAUCGUGUUCGUUGCCCUGUUGGAGACGAUCAUCAUUUCUUGGAUAUACGGUGCAAACCGUUUCAGCCAAGACAUAGAGAUGAUGACAGGCAACCGCCCGCCUCUGUUAGUCCGAAUCGUCUGGUCCUUAAUCAUACCAUUAUUCAUAUCCACCAUUCUGAUCACCUCUGCGGUCAACUUCGGCGUACCAUCGUUCGGCAAGGGAGGAUACCAGUACCCGGACUAUGCUGUUGUGCUGGGUAACGUGCUCGCAUUCGCUCCGCUUAUCAGCAUAUUUGUUGUGGCAGCUGUUUUGGUAGCUAUUAAAGGCACGGGUACAAUUAUACAGAGAGUCCGCCAGCUAACGCGACCGGCACCAGGAUGGUACCCGAACGACGAGAAAGCUGAGCAUAUAUUCAAAAGCAAGUCCUAUACAUACCGAACAUCACUACAAGAAAGAAUCAUAUACCAUGUGUUAGGGGUGCGAUCUAACUCUAAGCAGCAUACGAUUCCAGUAUAUGAUUAUUAAUGUCCUUUUUAGAAGUUAAAUUUGUGUACAGUUUUGUGUCAUUUGUUAAACGAAACUGGUUGAACAAAGCCAGAAUAUAUUUUCGAACAUUUAAUUUCGUAUAUCAAUACUUUGGUUUAUACAAUUGUAUAUAUAAGGGCUUUGAUUUACUUACCUACAUUUUGAAUUGCAUUAUGUUUCGAAUUUUGUGGUGUUGGUCCAUGUGCUGGUUUGUGAUUGUUAGUUUUUUGUAUUCUAUGUCUUUGGCUUUAACCCUGUGCCAUAAAACGGGGAUUGUGUUUAAACUUUCGACAACUUUGCUUGAUUUUGUAGUUUUUCUCUGAUCUCUAAAAUCACACUAGAACUGGUUCAUAUCCAGGAAAAAUGAAAAGAAAUUAAUACAUAUCAGCUUUCAGCUAUCUUUAAAUCGAGCUAAAACCAAAUAGUAUCAACACAUAUCAAUAUCCAAUAUGGACAAGAUUUAGUUAAGAAUUAAACGCUUAGGUUGAAAAGACAUGACUAUCUAUUUAGAUCGAAGGUGCACGAUUGAGAAAGUGCAGAUGAAAAAUUCCUUGUUAUAUGUUUUGGUGCAAUGAGAAGGUGAAAAAUCUUUACAAAGAGUUCUAUUUCUUGUUGAAUUUUCGUUUGC
Messenger RNA from Mya arenaria, 2649 nucleotides. RefSeq names its product sodium- and chloride-dependent glycine transporter 1-like. Gene Ontology annotation, cellular component: membrane. NCBI's taxonomy places the organism in Eukaryota, Metazoa, Mollusca, Bivalvia, Myida, Myidae. Gene Ontology annotation, biological process: sodium ion transmembrane transport. The record is from RefSeq and is a predicted model, not a curated record. The coding region runs from base 39 to 1394 and encodes 451 amino acids. The transcript is spliced from 14 exons.